AUGGCUGGGCAGCGGGUGCUGCUUCUAGUGGGCUUCUUUUACCCUGGGAUCCUGCUCUCAGAGGCUGCCAAAAUCCUGACAGUAUCUACAAUGGGUGGAAGCCAUUAUCUGCUGAUGGACCGGGUGUCUCAGAUUCUGCAAGAUCAUGGUCACAAUGUCACCAUGCUUAACAAGAGAGGAAAUUCUUUGAUGUCAGGAAUAUUUGAAAACUUAUUGAAGGUGAAGGAACAACUGGGGUUUCAGUGCAGUCAUUUGCUAAGCAGAAGGGAUAUCAUGGAUUCCUUAGAGAAUGAGAACUUCGAACUGGUGAUAAUUGAAAGUUUUGACUACUGUCCUUUCCUGAUCACUGAGAAGCUUCGGAAGCCAUUUGUGUCCAUUCUCACCACCUCAUUUGCCAUUUUGGACUUUGGGCUACCAAGUCCCUUGUCUUAUGUUCCAGUGUACAGUUCCUUGUUAACUGACCACAUGGACUUCUGGGGCCGAGUGAGGAACUUUGUGACUUUCUUCACUUUCUCCAGGCGACAAUGGCAAGUUCAGUCUAUGUUUGACAACACCAUCAAGGAGCACUUCCCAGAAGGCUCGAGGCCGGUUUUAUCUCAUCUUCUACUGAAAGCAGAGCUGUGGUUUGUUAACUCUGACUUUGCCUUUGAUUUUGCCCGGCCCCUACUUCCCAACACUGUCUAUGUUGGAGGCUUAAUGGCCAAACCUACUAAACCAGUACCACAAGACUUGGAGAACUUCAUUGCCAAGUUUGGGGACUCUGGUUUUGUGCUUGUGACUAUGGGCUCCAUGGUGAACAUCGAUAACUUCAAGGAAGUCCUUAAAGAGCUGAACAGUGCCUUUGCCCACCUUCCCCAAGGGGUGAUAUGGAGAUGUAAGCAUUCCCAUUGGCCCAAAGAUGUCAACGUGGCCCCAAAUGUGAAACUCAUGGAGUGGCUUCCUCAGAGUGACCUCCUGGCUCACCCCCGCAUCCGUCUGUUUGUCACCCAUGGCGGGCAGAACAGCAUCAUGGAGGCUAUCCAGCAUGGUGUGCCCUUGGUGGGCAUCCCUGUCUUUGGAGAUCAGUCUGAAAAUAUGGUUCGAGUAGAAGCCAAAAAGAUUGGUGUCUCUGUUGAGUUAAAGGAGCUCAAGGCAGAGACGUUGGCUCUGAAGAUGAAACAAAUCAUAGAAGACAAGAGGUACAAGUCCGCAGCGGUGGCGGCCAGCCUCAUCCGGCGCUCACACCCCCAGAGCCCCGCCCAGCGACUAGUGGGUUGGAUCGACCACAUCCUGCAGACAGGGGGCGCUGCGCACCUCAAGCCCCGCGCCUUCCAGCAGCCCUGGCAUGAGCGGCACCUGUUGGACGUGCUGGGGUUCCUGCUGGGGCUCACUCUGGGCACCCUGUGGCUUUGUGGGAAGCUGCUGGGCGCAGCAUGCAGGUGGCUGCCCCGGGCCAGGAAGCUGAAGGAGACGUGA
Molecule: messenger RNA, 1455 nt
Organism: Otolemur garnettii (small-eared galago)
Lineage: Eukaryota; Metazoa; Chordata; Mammalia; Primates; Galagidae
Product: UDP-glucuronosyltransferase 3A2
Exons: 6
Coding region: 1-1455 (484 amino acids)
Molecular function (GO): UDP-glycosyltransferase activity
Source: RefSeq, a predicted model, not a curated record